Messenger RNA from Microbotryum saponariae, 4169 nucleotides. NCBI's taxonomy places the organism in Eukaryota, Fungi, Basidiomycota, Microbotryomycetes, Microbotryales, Microbotryaceae. The record is from the annotation of a GenBank genome assembly.
AUGCAGGUCGAGGUGACGAAGGUGGACAGAGGGAAAGGAAGAGGGGUAGCUGAGGAAAAACGAUGGUCCGACACGAGCCGAGGACGAUGUCCUGCCCGCCCUUCCCUCUUUGAGGACGUCCCACCGCCAAGAGCGCCUCGCCUCGACUACCCAUUAAUGAUCAAGCACACCAUCAUCACCUGGAACGUAAGAAGGGGCAUGGGGGUCCCGGAAAAACGACGUAAUAUCUACACCUACCUUUCCACAUUCAAAGCUUCCGCGAUUCUCUUACAAGAGCAUUUCAUCAGACCACAAUUCUGGCAGCUCAUCAAGGACGAGUACGAGGGCAAGCUCUUCAUCAACCAGCACUGCCUGACCCUGAUCCCGGCCGACUCGCCCCUGAUCGACGCCGAGCUCUUGCGCACCCACUCGGCACUCGACGGCCGGCUCCUCGUCACCUCCUUUCGUCUGCGGGCGACAUCAAAAUUCUAGAAAUCAAUAACCUCUACGCGCCCGUUGACCCAAAACAACGAGCAAAAUUCUUCGACAAACUGAUCCUCCACAAAACACAGAAAUCCCACCUCCGACUCCUUGGCGGCGAUCUCAACGACUGCCCGCGCCCAGAAGUCGAUCGGCGGAACCAAAGUCGGCGCGGCCACCACUGGCCGAUUCUGAUGGGCAAGCUCGACUCGGCCUACACGGACUGCAUCCGCUACAAGCACCCCAUCACCCCAUCUUUCACUCGACCUAAUCCCAAUCGCAAGCGACCCAACUCCUUCUCCCGGCUUGACUACUUUCUCCUACAAAGAGCUCACCAAAAAAGGCUCGACCAGGCCUCGACGAUCUACGACUAUCCCAAGGAUCUUUCCGAUCACCGACCGGUCUUGAUCGUACUAGCUCUCUCAGACGAUCUUGAUGCGGCUCUCCCACAGCUCAGCCUACCUACCACAUCGACCAACUACAUCGAAUCAAUACCACAACCUUCAAGACGGUGGAAUUUCAGCGGAUGAUGGAAGGAUGGUUGGAAGGGGCAAGCGGGGAGGAUCCGGUGCGAGAGCUUGAGGAGGUUCUGGAGGCGUGCAGGGACAGGGGUGGGGAGAUGGCGAGGAGGCUGCAUCGGGAGCGGACGGAACGGAUGGAGUAUUUGGUGGGGGGUGCAGGAUCUGGAGGCGUUACCGGUAUGGGGGAGGCGGAAACGGCAGAAUGGACAAGGACGUCCGAGGAACUCAAGCGGGCGGUCGAGGAGCGCGCGCGCCUACUCCGGAUCCGAGCCCACGUCCCCGAGAUCGCUUCCGAGGAACGACUGUCGCGGCCGGUCCACGCCAAGCUCGCGGCGCGGAACUCGGACUCCAAGAUCACAGCACUGCGCUUGGGCAACGGAGAGCUAACGCAUGACAUUGAUGUCGCUCUUGACCACACGCAGGCGCAUUUCCAGCGCCUCUACCACAUCGAGCCUCGUGAUCCGGAACGCGUCGACCGACUUCGGGACGAACUCCUCGUGCCGAUCAGGGCGGCACGGACUUGCGACGACCCGCGCUCAGAUCCGCUCUUUCUGCGCCGACUCUCGGAAGCGCAGAUUGAUCUCCUCCAGCAACCCAUCACCGAGGACGAGGUCGUGGCCGCGAUCGGGACGACGCACCCGGGGCGAUCGCCGGGCCCGUCGGGCGUGCCUUACGAACUCUAUCAGACCGCACCGGAGGCGUGGUCCAAGGUGCUGACCAAGGCCUACAACGCGAUGAUCGAGCGCGGUUCACUCUCUCCCAAGCAGGGCCAGGGACUCGUGCGCCUCAUCUUCAAGCGCCACAAGAAGAAUGCCGAUCGCGCCGAACUCUCGUCGUAUCGCCCAUCACCCUGCGCGAGUGCGAUUACAAGAUUUUUACCAAGGUCUACGUCGCCCGAUUGAACCAAAUUCUGCCCGAUCUCCUCCCGCCGCAGCAGCACGGCUUCGUCAAGGACCGCCGAUCGGCCGACGCUGCACUACACCUUCGUCUCCUGAUCGAGGAACUUGGCGCGCGCAGGACCGAGUUCCCCGCGGCCGCGCUCUUGUCUCUUGACCAAUCAUCCGCCUACGACCUCGUCGAGCAUGACUGGAUCUUUGCCAUUUUCGACGCUCUGGGCGUUCCUACCACCUUUCUUCGCGUGCUGAGGAUGCUCUACUCGGGUGACUCGACCUCGGCGCGCUACAUCAUCAAUGGGUUCCUGACGGCGCCGGUGCGACUGACGUGUGGGCUCGGCCAAGGGGACCCGGCGUCAUCGUCGGUCUGGGACAUCGUGUUUCAGCCGUUCCUGGAUGCUCUACACCGUCGAAACAUCGCGCUGAAUCUCUCCAUACCUGCACUUCAUCCGUACCCACAGAGCCGCGCCAUUACAUCACUUGCAUUUGCCGAUGACGUUGUCGUCGCCGUCGCGGGCUUGGAGUCACUCAACUUGCUCGAUGACCUGGCGCUCGACUGGAGGCAUGCAACGAAUGGCCGGCUCAACACGGACAAGACGGUCGUCCUACCGAUUGGACGUCGCUGGGACCCUGGGGAACGGCCAAUCGUCGUCAAGGCCGCAGGCGAGUCGCUCGAGUGGAUCGGCCUCCCCUUCGACCCCAGCGGCGACACCGAACUCGCCUACGCGAAUCUCAUCGAACGGCUCGAGGCGACGCUGGAAGCGGUUCAGCAUCGCUGGCUCACGCACCACACCCGUGCCUUUUACGUCAAUCGGUACGCCAUUCCCAAGAUCCUGCAUUUCCUUGCAGCCGACAUCCCGCCGCCCGAAGUCGUCAAGAAGCUCGAUGACAUGCUCGUCGAUUUCGUCCGUGGGGGCAAGGGCAGGACCAGCUACGGCAGAGACAUUGUGUUCACCGCCAAGAACAAGGGGGGACUCGGGGUGAUAAGGAUGCGGGACGUUGUGGACGCGGUUGCGGCACGGCUCUGGGACGUUCUUCUCGGCGGUUCCGGCGCGAUUUGGCAAGGACUUGCGCGCGCAUCACUCCAGCGAGCUCAGCCCGACCUCGACCUGGCCACCGAUCUCUGGCCACAUCCAUCCACUCCCAUCCCCAACGACCUUCAUCCCCGAUGGCACGCCGCACUGGGCGUUCCGAAACUUCACGACGCGCAGGUCAACCCGAGGGCCUUGACCACCGCGAACUUGCUCGCGCUGCCCACCCUGCUCGGCAGCCUCCACACCCCCAUCAGAGGGAGACAGACCAUCGACGCGGUUCAUGUACCUGACUACCUUCGUCUCCAGGGCUACCCGAAGGUGGCGGAUCUCUAUCGACGCGAGUUGUAUGCGGGUGGGGGUUUCACCUCUGGACGCCGCCGGCGGAUGUGCUCGGCGACAACAGCGAGUACGAUCGACGCGGGCUCCCGCAGCGACUGGCAAUCGCGGCCUGGUACCGGUUCACUGUCGAUCGACACAAGAACACCCCCUUGGCGGCGGCGGUGGCGGCGGGACGACUCAACGUGCCUCCCCGGAUCGGCACCAGCGCACCACUCGAGGCGAUCAUCCCCAAGCCCGUGGCCCGCUUCGCAAUGGAGCAGCGCCUUCCGGACCCGGUGCUUCCACAACAGGCGAGCCAGUAUACGCUGCUGAACAUGGCUCGCCCCUACACAGUCCGUCGCAUCCGCCGGGUCCUGAACGCGAAGGCAUUUACCAACAUGCUCGGGCUCAAGGGACCACCGCAGCCGGACGACCUCAGGAGCUUCUGGAAGGCAGUCAACUCGAAGGCACUGACGGCGAGGGAGAGGGAAGUUUGGUUCAAGCUGAUCCUCCGCUUCACCCCGACGCGCAAACUCCAGCACGAGCAAAAGCACGACACUUCUCCCGCGUGCCUCGUGUGCGAAGCGCCGGUGGACGACACCGAUCACUACUUCUUCGGCUGCGUCGACUCGCGGAACAUCUGGACCGCGGCAAGGGGCGUGCUCUGCGACGCGCUCGGAUGCGACACGAUCGAGGACGCCGAGUACACGACACUACAACGACUCUUUGGCCUCCCCAAGCUCAAGGCCAAGCUCAGCGAACAGGAAGGCGCAGGCAGGACGAUCGAGAUCUUCACGGGGAUGGUCUUGGAGAUGAUCAGCAGUGGGAGAUGGAGGAUGCAGAAGCACGGGACGAGGAUGGAAAGCCUGGAGCGGAGGAGGGUGGUACUGGAGGAGAGGAUGAAGUUGAGGGCGGGGGGAGCAAGGGGCGGGCGAGGGCAGUAG